Rhagoletis zephyria (snowberry fruit fly) is the source of this 685-nucleotide messenger RNA. The record is from RefSeq and is a predicted model, not a curated record. NCBI's taxonomy places the organism in Eukaryota, Metazoa, Arthropoda, Insecta, Diptera, Tephritidae.
UGGAAAGCCGGCCGCCCACCCGAACUCCCGCUUCUGCACGCCCGCCUCGCAGUGUCCGGUGAUUGACCCGCUGUGGGAGGACCCGAAGGGCGUCCCCAUCAGCGCCAUCAUCUUUGGCGGCCGCCGACCCGAGGGCGUCCCGCUCAUCUACGAGUCCUUCAACUGGGAGCACGGCGUCAUGGUGGGCGCCUCGCUGCGCUCCGAGGCGACCGCCGCCGCCGAGCACAAGGGCAAGGUCAUCAUGCACGACCCCUUUGCCAUGCGACCCUUCUUCGGCUACAACUUUGGCCACUACCUCGCUCACUGGCUCAGUUUCCAGAAGAAGGCCAACCUGCAGCUCCCGAAGAUCUUCCACGUCAACUGGUUCCGCAAGGACGCACAGAGUGGCGAGUUCCUUUGGCCCGGUUUUGGAGAGAACUGCCGAGUGCUCGACUGGGUCCUCCGACGAUGUGACGGUCAGGAUGUGGCGCAGAAAUCGCCCAUCGGUCUGAUCCCGAAGCGCGAGGCUUUCCUCCUCGACGGCCUGAAGAACGUCGACUUUGAUAAGCUGUUUGACAUUCCCAGCGAGUUCUGGCAGACGGAGGUGCAGUCCAUUCGCAAGUACUUUGAUGAGCAGGUGGGCGCCGACCUGCCCGCCGAAAUUGCCGACCAGCUGAAGCAGCUGGAGGCGCGUCUCAAGAACUAA